CCGUCGAAGAAGAGCAGUUAGAGCGCUGGAUCCCUGAAGUAAAAACACAAAACAGUACAAUCUGUGACUUUAUUUAUAGAGUUAAAGAGCUGUAAAGAUGGAAGACGUGAUGCGGUUGGUUUCGACAGGUGACUGUGUGAAAAUAUGGGAUACGGUUUCUAUGGCAACGCUGGAGCAGUUCAAUCCCCACAGCAGCAGCCACCCCAUUGCUCAGGCCUGCUGGAGCUCCAACAAUCAGUACUUAGUCAGUGCCAGCAGCAUUGGAGACAAACUGGUCGUGUCCAGCCUCAAAUUGUCUCCUGUCCCAGUGGUGGAGCUCGCUGAAGGGAAAAAGCAGACUCGGGUAUGUCUUAGCUCCUCCUCUCAGUUUGUGGUAAGUGGAGGUCUCGAUCACUGCGUACACAUCUGGGAUCUGAAAACCAAACGUUUGCAUCGCUCACUGGAGGAUCAUAAGGAAGAAGUGACAUGUGUGUCAUUUAAUGCCAAUGACAGCCACGUCGCGUCUGGCUCGAGUAGUGGAGAUUUAAUCCUGCACAGCCUCAUCACUAAUGUCUCCAGCAAACCAUUCGGCCAUGGCAGCAACCAGCCCAUCCAUGACCUGCGGCUGUCCAUGCUGAGACGCUCGUUGCUGGGCAGUGUUUCUGACAGUGGCACGGUGGUUCUGUGGGACUCCAACACUCAGAAGGAGAUCCACGUUUUCGAGAGCGCUCACAAGGCUCCAGGCUCAGGGCUGUCCUUCUCUCCAGCCUCUGAGCUGCUGGUGGUCAGUGUGGGCCUGGAUAAGAAGAUCGUCUGCUAUGACACAGCCAGCAAAAUUGUGGUGCGUUCCAUUCGGGUGGACAGUCCCCUCACAUCUGUGGACUUCACUCUGGAUGGAACCGGUUUAGUCGUGGGGUCUACUCAAGGAAAGAUCUACCAGUAUGACCUGAGGAACUCUAGCGCCCCCACCAGGGUCACAGCAGCACACAAGACCUCCGUCACUAGCCUGCGAUUUCAGAGUGGUGUCAGACAAAAGUCGAGUAAGACCAGCUCAUCUAAAGUGGGCAGCAGUAAAAAGUCCUCAUCCAAACUGUUGAGUCAUCCAGACCCCUCUCCACAGCGAGAGCUCACCGCAGUAGGUGGCGCUGCACGGGACUCCAUAUCCAGAGAAGCAGAAGGACAGCAGACUCCACAGUCGCUGCCUGUUAUAGAAAAGUUUAAUAACAUUGGAAGAAACAGUCUGGACAUCUUCUCUCCAGCUCGAGACGACUCUCGGAGUUUGGGAGCAAAUGGAGACACACCUCUUGGAAGGACCCAUGUGAGCAGUUGUGAGAUGAUCAGGGAAGGCGAGGGGCAGAAGGUCACAGGACGGGCCAGUUUGGACAUUUUCUCCCCUGUGCGAGAAGAUCUGCAUUCUGGCUCCAACUCAUUUCGUAAAACUCCUUUGGGAACACCCGUGGGCUCAUCGCUGGUUGGGACUCCUCUGAUGGCAUCGGCUGGUCGGUACAACCCUCUACACACAACCUUCAUGACGCCUCCUCCCAUAAAAGAAGAGGAACUUACCCAUAAUGCAUCUGACCCCAAAGAGUCCAAGAAGUUUGACAAAGGCAGCACUUCAAGUUUAGAGGCAGAAGCUCAGACCACACCCACUUCCUCGUCCCAACCGACCAAUCACAGCGAUCAGCCAAAGACCACCUUUUUCACCCCGGAGCCCAACGGGUGGAGGGGGAACAGUGUUCAGACUCAGCUCACCUACGGCUCACCUGUCCAAACAGAAGCUCAAACCACAACCACAGCUGCUGCAGCAGGCCCUGCUCUGUCUGCUGCCAUGUCCUCAACUUUGACCCAAAAUAUAGCAGAAACAGCUAGUCAGAAUGGUGCCCCGUUCACUUCACUUCAAAUGCACUUUAUUCAAAAUAUGAUCCAUGAGACACUGGAGGACUUCAGAGACUCAUGCCAUAAAGAUAUCAUCAACCUUCAAGUCGAGAUGGUCCGGCAGUUUUGUAUCCAACUGAAUGAGAUCCACAGUUUGAUCGAGAACUACUCUGUGAAUGAGGCUUUGGUUGAAGAAGUUCAGAAACUCAGGGAAGAAAACCAGAAACUGCGCGCCAAUUACUGAGCAAGAAUUACCGUACUGAACAAUCCUGGACCAUAAAUCUGGAACAGUGGAGUCGCAUAACACGAGGGCCUGCUCUAACAAAACUGUCUAAUCUUUAACUAUAUGUUGACAGAAAAAACAACAACAUUGAAAGUAUUUUUAAUGGGUCUCAUAUUUCAUCAUUUCAAGUGGUUAUGCAACUGUUGUGUGCUGCCAUAUGCAGUCUGUGUGUGCUGCACCGGUGAGUAAGGGGCUGCACUGUUCCCUUAUAUACUGUACCUUCUUUAUGGUUGCCAUUGCCUUAAGUGCCUCCUGGUAUUUUUACAGGGCUUUUAAACACAGUUGGCCUCAUGAAUUUAUUGAAAUGGGACUGAAAAGUUUGAGGAAAUGGUUUGCACUUUUGUAGAAACACUGCGUGAUUGUUGUUUUGAAUAGCUGCAUCAUGUAAUUAUUUGUGUAAUUAAAAAAAACAAAUCACAAACAAGUGAUUUCAGUGUUGUAAUUAGGCUAUUGGUACCAAAUUAACAAUAUAUCAUCUUUAUAAACUCAUCAAAUGCCCGGACAUUUUAAAAUAAACUAUUUCAGUAUUCUUCUUUUAUCUU
Molecule: messenger RNA, 2679 nt
Organism: Periophthalmus magnuspinnatus
Lineage: Eukaryota; Metazoa; Chordata; Actinopteri; Gobiiformes; Gobiidae
Gene: nedd1
Product: NEDD1 gamma-tubulin ring complex targeting factor
Exons: 16
Coding region: 98-2098 (666 amino acids)
Biological process (GO): microtubule nucleation; mitotic cell cycle
Cellular component (GO): pericentriolar material; centriole; ciliary basal body
Molecular function (GO): gamma-tubulin binding
Source: RefSeq, a predicted model, not a curated record